AUGUGUGCACAGAGAGCGUCUUAAUGCAGAGGUUGUGUCUUCUCUCGCUGAGUGGGAUGUUCUGUGUGUAGGCGGUUGUCGUCGUGUGUGCGUGGGAGGUCUAGAAAUUUUGAGCUGUGUGUGUGUGUGUGUGUGUGUGUGUGUGUGCAGAACGUUAGUUUCACUAAUUUUAACGAUCGAUUAAUGAUUUUUCUCGUUGACUUUUUCCGCGUAGCGAAAAAUCUUGUCCGUCGAGCUUAAGGACGAUCGUUUUUCUUUUAACUUUUUGCGCGCGACCGUCACUGCCUGAUAAGCCGUAAAUCAUUUGAUGAGACAAAAGCGAGAGCAAUCGUUAAACUCUCGACGCAUCAUUGAAGAAGUGGCGCGUCACAAUGAUACGCUUUCUUUUUUCGUGCCACAGCUGUUUCGAAUUGUAUAUCGUCGCUCAUCGUUAUAUAUAGGCGCAAAUUAAUCUGAAAAGAGAAAACUACGCGGAAUCGAUUCUCCGAACGGUGCGAAAAAUGAAGUUAAGCGUACUCCUGCAUUUGAAAAAGAAAAACUUUGUACGACAAGCAUUAGAUAUUAACCGGUAUAGAUAUAAGGCACAGAAGAAAAAAAAACGUCGGUGUCUCCAACUACAAAUUAGAGAGACGCUCGCGAGCUGGCGAAGAGAAAAAGAGACGUGUUUCCGAUAGGAGAGAGAGAGAAUAUCACCUUAAGAGUACAAACUUGCUGUUAGAGGAGAGAUCGGUUUGGCCGAAGCUGGACCGAAGAAUCGCGUAUACGUAGCGUUUACCCACCAGUGUUUCCAUGACAGGCAGCCUUAUGAGGACCUCGCAAAAGAAAUCCUUUUACGUUAAGACACUGUUCCACUACGAUCCCAACAAGGAUGACGGUUUGCCGUCGCACGGUCUGGCCUUCGGCUACGGGGAGAUCCUACACGUGACCAAUGCCUCGGACGACGAGUGGUGGCAAGCCCGGAAAGUGACGGCUCUCGGCGAACAGGAGUCUCUCGGCAUCAUACCCUCGCGAAAGCGAUGGGAGCGCAAACAACGCGCCCGGGACCGUCAGGUCAAGUUCCAGGGACACAUGCCCGUCAUCGACGACAAGCAAUCGACGCUCGAGAGGAAAAAGAAGAAUUUCUCGUUCAGUAGAAAUCUGCCGUUCUCCAAGCACAAAGACGGGAAGUCCGAGGAGAGUUCCGCGCAGGAGCAGGUCACGAACGAGAGCAAGAACAAAAGCGCCGACGGCGAGGAGAACGUCCUGACCUACGAGGCUGUGCAACGAGUAUCGAUUCAGUACACCCGGCCUAUCAUAAUCGUCGGUCCACUGAAAGAUCGCAUCAACGAGGACCUCAUCUCGGAGUUUCCGGACAAAUUCGACAGCUGCAUACCACAUACGACGAGGAGUAAAAGAGAAUACGAGGUGGACGGACGGGAUUAUCACUUUGUUGCAUCGAGGGAGCAAAUGGAAAUAGACAUACAAAACAAUCUAUUUAUUGAAGCUGGCCAGUAUAACGACAACAUUUACGGUACGGCAAUUGCGUCGGUUCGAGAGGUCGCGGAGAAGGGAAAACAUUGCAUUCUCGACGUCAGUGGAAAUGCCAUUAAAAGAUUGCAAGUCGCGCAGCUGUACCCAAUCACAAUCUACAUCAAACCGAAGUCGGUCGAAUCCAUUAUGGAGAUGAAUAAAAGGAUGACAGAGGAUCAGGCGAAAAAAGUAUUCGACAGAGCGGUAAAAGUAGAGCAAGAAUUCGGCGAAUAUUUCACUGCUGUUGUGCAAGGCGACACACCAGAAGACAUUUACGCGAUGGUGAAGAAAGUCAUAGCCGAGCAGUCGGGGCCUAACAUUUGGGUGCCGUGUCGAGAGCAGCAGUUGUGACCUCCUCUGUCCCCAUUCAAUUCCCUCACUAAAUAAAAAAAAAAAUCCAUUUCUUGUGCCUUUAAAUAAUAUUAGAUCUGAAAAGAAAAACUACGUGGUUGAGUGUUUCCACUAUAUUUGUCUCUCUUUAUCUUUCUUUGCAUUUCUCUUUCUAUUCUCAGAAGAAGUACAAGUUUUUUGCCUAAAGUCUCUCGUUAAAAAUGACCAAUAACUGCGUUCUUGUUGCAUUCUUGUGCCAAAUGCGCUUUCACGAACGCCUCUCAUACAAGUACCAGUAUUGACAACGACCCUCUAGGAUUUUGUCGACAAACAGAAAAAAAGUUUAUUACAAAAAAAUAGUAUAUAAUAGCACUUGUUUACUAGCUCUGAUGAUGUAUUAUGAUUUCUAUCUUAUUAUAUGUUUAAAUUUUGGUACAAACUUAAAUCUUUCUUUUUUUAUAUACAAAGAAGUACAGUAUACAUAAACUGAUUUUUCCGCCUAUGCAUUUAAAAAAAUAUUAAUUUACUUUGUAAAUAGCUAUUUAAUGUUAGCUCUAAGUCAGAAAAGAUAUCUGUAAAUAAUUAAUACUUGUAAAUUGUAAAUAAAUAGUUUGUAAAGACAUAGAUCUAUUAUCUUCUUUGUUGGUGCAAAUGUAUAUUUAUUUUCGAGCAUCACUAGAAUAGCAUCUGAAUAAAUUCAAUAAAUGUACUUUAUUAUAAUUAA
Nasonia vitripennis (jewel wasp) is the source of this 2563-nucleotide messenger RNA. RefSeq names its product disks large 1 tumor suppressor protein. The transcript has 9 exons. Lineage: Eukaryota; Metazoa; Arthropoda; Insecta; Hymenoptera; Pteromalidae. The record is from RefSeq and is a predicted model, not a curated record. The coding region runs from base 790 to 1860 and encodes 356 amino acids. Gene Ontology annotation, molecular function: protein binding.